CAGCCGGGCUGUGAAAGACAGCGGCAGGAGCCAAUCAGCGAAUCGGCCCCCGCCCCGCUCAGGCACUCGCACCACCCCGGUCGCGGCCGUUACUGGUGGCGCGCGCGGGGACUCAAAGUAGAUCAUGGAAGACACCCAGGUUAUUAACUGGGAAGUUGAACAAGAGGAGGAGGUUGAAGAGAGACCCAGUGAAUCUUUGGGGUGUAGCCUGGAGCCCCUUGGGCGACUGCGUAUCUUCAGUAGUUCCUAUGGACCAGAAAAAGAUUUCCCACUAUACCUUGGGAAGAAUGUGGUAGGCCGAAUGCCUGAUUGCUCUGUGGCCCUGCCCUAUUCAUCUAUCUCCAAACAACAUGCGGUGAUUGAAAUCUUGGCCUGGGACAAGGCGCCUGUCCUCCGGGAUUGUGGAAGCCUCAAUGGUACUCAAAUCCUGAGGCCUCCUAAGGUCCUGGGCCCUGGGGUGAGUCAUCGUUUGAGGGACCGGGAGUUGAUUCUCUUUGCUGACUUGCCCUGCCAGUACCAUCGCUUGGAUGUCCCCCUGCCCUUUGUCUCCCGGGGCCCUCUAACUAUAGAGGAGACACCCAGGGUACAGGGAGGAACUCAACCCCACAGGCUUCUGUUGGCUGAGGACUCAGAGGAAGAAGUAGAUUCUCUUUCUGAAAAGUGUGUGGUGAAAGGACCAAGGACCUCCUUUUUGGCAACAGUAGUUCCAGAGAGCGAUGAAGAGGGACCUUCCUCUGCCCUGGAUGUCCCUGGGCCACCUUUUGCCUUCAACUUGAACAGUGACACAGAUGAGGAAGAAAGUCAGCAACCAGGAGCAGGGGAGGGCUCCUCAGCUGCCAGAAGAGUCACCGCUGCAGAGACAGAACAGCCUAAACCUGUCACAACUGGAAUCCAGCUUGAAAAGGAUCAGUGUUCAGUGAAGGAGAAGAACAAUGACACGAAAGUUGAGAGGAGCGCGAGGAGUAGGGUGGUUCCAGUUGGAGUGACUCUGGAGAGGAGCCAGCCUGCUGGGGAGGACAGUGACACAGAUGUGGACGAUGAGCGCGGGCCUCUGAGAAGGCUCACUGGGGUCCAUCUGGAAAGGGCCCAGCCUUGUGGCUUCAUAGACAGUGAUACUGAUGUGGAAGAAGAGGGGAUCCCUGCGACCCCAGCUGUAGUUCCUGUGAGGAAGAGGCACAUCUUCCAUGAAGUUGGUACAGAGAGUCCUCGGGCACCUGGCGUGGCACAUCAGCAGGAGAGCCCGGCUGGUAGUGAUACAGAUAUAGAGGAGGGGGAGGCCCCCCUGGCUGUCCCUCUGGACAAAAGCCGAGCCUCCGUCGUGAUCGAUAGCAAUACAGAUGGCAAGGGGGAAGUCUCAGCAGCGCUCACACUGGCACAUCUAAGAGGGAGCCGGGCCGCUGCGUGGAACAGAGAUCCAGGGGCAGAAGACGAUAGGGCCCAACCGGUGGCCCUUCUGGAGCAAAGCCAAGCCUCUGCUGGGAGAGACAGUGACACAGACGUGAAGGAAAAGGGGCUCCCAGUGGAGAAGACAGGAACUGUUCCCAGGGGUCACACGGGCAAGGCAUAUUCAGAAAAGAGUCAUCCUCCUCUCAGGGACAGUGAUACAGAGGUGGCGGAAGAGAAGAGCUCACCAGGGUUCCACCUGGAGAGAAGCCAAGCCUCUGCCACAGUGCAUAUCAACACACAAGUGGUGGAGGAAGUCCCACCACGGCCAGCUGUUAUACUUCUGGAGAAGCAUCAAGUACCUGUAGCAUGGACACAUCAAACAGAUGUGGAAGCUGAAGGAGGCCCAGCAAAGCUGCCUGUGGUGUAUCCAGAAGAAGCCCAGCCUCCUCUCGCUGGGGACUGUGACCCAGAUGCGGAGGAGAACACAUCCUUAGCAGCCUCAGCAGUGGCAGAUGUAAGAAAGAGCCAGCUUCAGGCAGAAGAAGAUACUGGGACAGAGUGGGCUGUAGCCGUUCUUGAACAGGGCAGGGCUUUUAUGGCUGGGGCCCAGGGUGGGUCACCCGCGGCCCAAGUGGAGCAGGACCUUCUCCCUGUCUCAAGGAAUAACAUAGCAGAUCUGGUGGUGGACACAGGCACUCCAGGGGAACCCACCCAGCCACAGAGACAGGGGGCCCAGACCCCCACAGAAGGGGAGAGAGAACCACAUGUGGAUAAGACCAUGGACUCUGGAGACAACCACGAUGAUUCUGAAGAUCUGGACCUGCAAGCUACCCAGUGCUUUGUGGAGAGAGAGAAUCAGAGCCUGGAAGUCUCCAGCAUGGAGGAUGAACCCACCCAGGCCUUCCUGUUUACUCUGCCCCAAGAGCCUGGCCCUUCCCAUUGCAGCUUCCAGGCCACAGGUUCCUUGGAUGAGCCAUGGGAGGUCUUGGCUACACAGCCAUUCUGUCCGAGAGAGUCUGAAGCCUCUGAGACCCAGCCCAUUGCCACCCACAUUGAAGCCCAUGCAUCUUGCCCCUCUCCACCUACGGCAGCACCACAAGAGCAACAUCCAGAGAGUCCAGUUCAUGCAGAGCCACUGGGGAUUCAAGGCAGAGGGAUGCAGACUGUGGAGGAAGACAUGGGUACACCAAGAGAGACAGCAGAGAGGGUGACCCCUGAGAGAGGGCCAUUGGAGAGGGAAACUGAGAAACUGCCCUCGGAAGGAGAGAGGGAAGAUGUGAUGGGAGAGGAAGAAUCAACGAGGGGGAUACAGGACAGAGAACAAAAACAGGUGUUAGCUAGAGAUACUCAGAAACAAGAGUCUGACAAAAAAGUAAAAAGUGCAAGUACUGAAAGGGAUAUGGAGAGUUUGAAGGUAGAAAUUGAGACACCCGAGGAAAUACAAGAGAAAGAGAGAGAAAAGCAGACUCUUACAAGAGAAAUAUUUGACAGAGAAGCAGAGAAACCAGUAGCAGAGAGAGAGUGUGAGGCAGGUGGGUUACAAGGGAAGGUACCCAAAGUGAUGCUGGACAGAGGCCCACAGACAGGGGAGACAGAAGCGGGGGGCCAGGACCAGAAAGGCCAGGCCUCAGGUUCGACACCAGAGCCUGGAGCGGGGGCGGGAGACCUUCAGGGACUUGCUUCAGACCCCAUAGCUUCUGGGAGCCAGUCAGGUGGAGGAAGGGGUGCCCCAGUGAGCCCCAGGAGGCAGCAGAGAGGCUACUUGAAUUGCAAGAUGCCACCUGCUGAGAAGGCUUCCAGGGGUGAUCAGGAAUCCCCAGAUGCUUGUCGGCCUCCUGCACUGCAGGAGGCUUCAGCGCCUCUCCAAAACCCCCUCAUCUCUCAGAGCCAGAAACAUCCUGCCCCUCAGUCCCUCCUUUCGCCCUCUCCACCUCCUUUAGAACCGCCCAUUCCCAGGACCAGACAAAAUGAGAGUCAGGAAGCUCUGGAGACUCCCUUUUCCUCAGAGCUGGACUCUCUUCACCCAAAACCCAAAGUCAAGCCCCAAGGGUCCUCUCCAGUUUCUUCUGUACCCCUUGAGCCCCACCCUACCGCCUCCACAGACCAGCUUGUCACCCCCAAGCCCACAUCUCGGGCCACUCGGGGCAGGACACUUAGGUCCUCUGUCAAAACCCCUGAACAAAAUGUCUCCACAGCCCCUGAGCUCCAGGCUUCUGCCCACACAGACCAGGCUGUCACCCCCAAACCCACAUCUCGGGCCACUCGGGGCAGGACACAGAGGGCUUCUGUCAAGACUCCCAAACCAGUUAUCUCCACAGCCCCUGAGCCCCAGCCUUCCACUCCCACAGACCAGCCUGUCACCCCCAAACUCACAUCUCGGGCCACUCGGGGCAGGACACAGAGGGCUUCUGUCAAGACUCCCAAACCAGUUAUCGCCACAGCCCCUGCGCCCCAGCCUUCCACUCCCACAGACCAGCCUGUCACCCCCGAACCCACAUCUCAGGCCACUCGGGGCCGGACACAGAGGGCUUCUGUCAAGGCUCCCGAACCAGUUAUCUCCACAGCCCCUGAGCCCCAGCCUUCCACUCCCACAGACCAGCCUGUCACCCCCAAACCCACAUCUCGGGCCACUCGGGGCAGGACACAGAGGGCUUCUGUCAAGACUCCCGAACCAGUUAUCUCCACAGCCCCUGAGCCCCAGCCUUCCACUCCCACAGACCCGCCUGUCACCCCCAAACCCACAUCUCGGGCCACUCGGGACAGGACACAGAGGGCUUCUGUCAAGACUCCCGAACCAGUUAUCUCCACAGCCCCUGAGCCCCAGCCUUCCACUCCCACAGACCAACCUGUCACCCCCAAACCCACAUCUCGGGCCACUUGGGGCAGGACACAGAGGGCUUCUGUCAAGGCUCCCGAACCAGUUAUCUCCACAGCCCCUGAGCCCCAGCCUUCCACUCCCACAGACCAGCCUGUCAUCCCCAAACCCACAUCUCGGGCCACUCGGGGCAGGACACAGAGGGCUUCUGUCAAGACUCCCGAACCAGUUAUCGCCACAGCCCCUGCGCCCCAGCCUUCCACUCCCACAGACCAGCCUGUCACCCCCGAACCCACAUCUCAGGCCACUCGGGGCAGGACACAGAGGGCUUCUGUCAAGACUCCCGAACCAGUUAUCUCCACAGCCCCUGAGCCCCAGCCUUCCACUCCCACAGACCAGCCUGUCACCCCCAAACCCACAUCUCGGGCCACUCGGGGCAGGACACUUAGGUCCUCUGUCAAAACCCCUGAACAAAAUGUCCCCACAGCCCCUGAGCUCCAGCCUUCUGCCCACACAGACCAGCCUGUCACCCCCAAACCCACAUCUCGGGCCCCUCAGGGCAGGACACUUAGGUCAUCUGCUAAGGCCCCUGAACCAGUUGUCCCCAUAACUCCUGAGCCCCAGCCUUCCACCUCUAAAGACCAGUCUCUCACCCCUGAGCCCACAUCUCAGGCCACUCGGGGCAGGACACAAAGGUCCUCUGUCAAGACAUCCCAGCCAACUGAACCCACAGCUCCUGACCUUGAACCUUCGUCCCCCACAGAGCAGCCUGUCACCCCCAAAGUCAUAGCUCAGGGUGGUCAGAGCAGGACACUAAGGUCUUCUACAGUAAGUGCUGUGCCAGUUCCUGCCGCCCCUGAAUCCCACUCUCCAGUGCCCACAGGAGAGCCUGUUCCCCCUGAGCCCAUGCCUGAAGCCAAUUGCAGCAGGAGGCCAGGGGCCACUAGGAAACAUGGGUCUCUCACAGCUCACGUUCAUGAACCCUACUCUGCACCCUCCGAACCUAACUCCCAGUCUUCAAGGAACCAGAGACGAGGGGCAGUGAGAGCAGCCGAGUCCCUUAGCACCAUUCCUGAGCCUGCCUUUGCCCAGCUUCCCGAGGCACCCACUCGUGCUCCCCAGAUCCCAAAGGGGGAGGCAGCAGAUAGAUCUGGCUUCACCCCAGAGCCCCAGCCUGAGGCCUCUCAAAAUCGCAAGAGGCCUUUAGCUACUGCGGACUCACCUCCACUUCAAAAACGGCUCCAAAGAGAAGCUCCCCAGAAGACAGCAUUCCUCAAGGAAGAAGAAGAAAAUCCUGCAGCGAAGCUGAGGAAGGAAGAGGAUGUAGUGAUUCCAGGACCAGGCAAGAGAAAGAGAGAGCAGACAGAGGAGGAGCCCCGGGAAAUACCAAGCCGCAGCCUGCGACGGACCAAACCUCUCCAAGAGUCCACGGCCCCCAAAGUGCUCUUCACAGGCGUGGUGGAUGCUCAUGGAGAGCGGGCAGUGCUGGCCCUGGGGGGCAGUCUGGCCAGCUCAGUGGCUGAGGCUUCCCACCUGGUGACAGAUCGGAUCCGCCGGACAGUCAAGUUCCUGUGUGCCCUGGGGCGGGGCAUCCCCAUCCUCUCCCUGGACUGGCUGCGCCAGUCCCACAAGGCAGGUUGCUUCUUGCCCCCGGCUGAAUAUGUGGUGGCUGAUCCUGAGCAGGAGAAGAACUUUGGCUUCAGCCUUCGGGAGGCCCUGAGCCGGGCUCGGGAGCGAAGGCUGCUGGAGGGCUACGAGAUUCACGUGACCCCAGGAGUCCAGCCACCACCACCUCAGAUGGGAGAGAUCAUCAGCUGCUGUGGAGGCACCGUCCUACCCAGCAUGCCCCGGUCCUAUAAGCCUCAGAGAGUUGUGAUCACAUGUUCCCAGGACUUCCCUCGAUGUGCCAUUCCAUUUCGGGUUGGGCUGCCCAUCCUCUCACCUGAGUUCCUGCUCACAGGAGUACUAAAGCAGGAAGCCAAGCCAGAGGCCUUUGUCCUCUCCAGUUUGGAAGUGUCAUCCACCUGAAAACCCCACCCCAGUAUGCUUUUCCUCCCAGACCAAUAUAUAAAGUGUUAGAAAUAUUUGGAAGAAAGAACUUAGGGCUUUAGAAAGGAUUGGGGUGUACUGAUCUGAUUUGUCUUGGAACAUGGGUGGGGCUGAAAAGCUUGCUGGUAAACAAACACAGGGAGAUUGGGAGCCACAGUUUUCUUAAAUGGCCUCUUAAAGUCGGUCAAUCCUGUGCUCAGAUAUCUUAAGUCGCCGCUCACAUUUAGCCGGACUGAUGUGCUUAUUGCUGUAUGGCGCGCACAGUGUCCUGCUUCCUGUUUGGAAACCAUUUGUUUCUCCUCUUCUUUUCUUACUGGGAUUCUUACCCUGCAAAAGAUAGUGGAAACAAUUUUAGUGUCCAGAACUUGAAAGAAUGCUUGGAGUGAGUAAAUUUGAGGGUGGAGUUAUGGAAUGCUACUAAAAUAUUUUCCCCUCUCCUUGCCCCAUCUCGUUAGAAGCAUCCUUUAGCUUUGACGUUGAGCAAAUCUCUGCCCUUUUUUUUUUUCCUGGCCUGCUUUUCCAGUAUUUAUAAAGUUAGCUUAGGCUUAACCUCUGUGAUAAAUAAAUAUUCACUAUGUGCCUUA
Molecule: messenger RNA, 6834 nt
Organism: Lagenorhynchus albirostris (white-beaked dolphin)
Lineage: Eukaryota; Metazoa; Chordata; Mammalia; Artiodactyla; Delphinidae
Gene: MDC1
Product: mediator of DNA damage checkpoint 1
Exons: 15
Coding region: 125-6229 (2034 amino acids)
Biological process (GO): positive regulation of transcription initiation by RNA polymerase II
Cellular component (GO): nucleus
Molecular function (GO): protein binding
Source: RefSeq, a predicted model, not a curated record